UCCAUGAAGUUAAAUAAAACAUUUACAAUGUUUAGAAAAGGCCAAUUUUUCUGUGGCCACAACUUUUCUUAUCAACCUGUUAUCUUAUCAUCAUAUCAUAUCCUGAAUUGCCUGAACUCAGUUUACAAAAACUCCAACUGAAACAAAAUUAGAUAUGCUACUCUCUCUCUGGGUAACAACACCUACAGUUUGCUUCUCACACCCUCGAACAUCAAACUACAAAUCUGUGUCACCUCUUCCUGCUACCACUGCCAUCCGUUUUCGCACAUCAUACCGUGAAAAACUAACCUAUCUAAGAUUUCUGGGAAUUCUAGAUUCAAAUCCGAAAAGCACAAAUGUCCCCUCUCAUGAAACUUUGGAUCAAAUUCUCACCAUCAUAAACUACCUAAAAUCCAAAGGUUUUUCAGAUACUGACAUCCCAAAACUGUCAACUAGUUGCCCAAAACUCUUCUCAUCCAGGCUUAAACCAGCUGAUAUCGGACCUGUUUUCAGUUUCCUGACAACUGAUGUUGCUGCAACUACUCAUGAAUCAUGUGGUCUUAUUCUUUGCUGUCCCGAACUCUUGUUCUCUAACGUUGAGUACUGCUUAAAACCAACACUUGCAUUUCUCACAAGUGUAGGACUUGAGAGGCUUAAUUACCCGACUAAUCUCAACGCGCAUAUUCUUAAUACGCGUGUUAGUAAACUUGAGGCGAAGCUUGAGUUUUUAAGAAGCAUUGGGUUUACGAAUGAAGAGUCGACAAAGGCGUGUGCACGGUUGCCUGCUAUAUUUGGUUAUAGUGUUGAGAAUAAUAUGAGCCCAAAGGUUGAGUACUUGCUGAAAGGGAUGCAACGGAGUAUUGAAGAAUUAAAAGAGUUUCCUCAGUAUUUUGGGUUUAGUUUGAGAAGAAGAAUAGUGCCUAGACAUAUGCAUUUGAUGCAACGGAGUGUACAUAUCUCGUUGAAGAGAAUGUUAUUUUGUGGUGAUGAGAAGUUUUAUGAGAUAUGGAAAUGAUUCUCUUUCUAGGCUUCCUCUAUUGUUCUAACACUGUAUAUGACUUAUUAGGACCGGAAUCUCAAGAACCGAAACUGGUUAGGAUCGGUUCCUAAAUUUUGGAACUUGUAACGGUCUGGGUUCGGACCGCGGUUCCGGUCCAGGUCCGGUACCAGGUACCCGGACUUUUUGCUCACCCAUGUCUAUUGAUGCGGUAUCUGUUCACAAAAAUAAAACAAUUUGGGGGAAAGCUAGUUUCGAAGUACAA
Messenger RNA from Spinacia oleracea (spinach), 1241 nucleotides. Its product is annotated as transcription termination factor MTEF1, chloroplastic. The record is from RefSeq and is a predicted model, not a curated record. Gene Ontology annotation, biological process: regulation of DNA-templated transcription. The transcript has a single exon. Lineage: Eukaryota; Viridiplantae; Streptophyta; Magnoliopsida; Caryophyllales; Amaranthaceae. Bases 155 to 994 code for a protein of 279 amino acids. Gene Ontology annotation, molecular function: double-stranded DNA binding.